Messenger RNA from Cynocephalus volans (Philippine flying lemur), 1191 nucleotides. RefSeq names its product cathepsin E (gene CTSE). Lineage: Eukaryota; Metazoa; Chordata; Mammalia; Dermoptera; Cynocephalidae. The record is from RefSeq and is a predicted model, not a curated record. The transcript has 9 exons. Gene Ontology annotation, biological process: proteolysis; antigen processing and presentation of exogenous peptide antigen via MHC class II. Gene Ontology annotation, cellular component: endosome. Gene Ontology annotation, molecular function: aspartic-type endopeptidase activity. Bases 1 to 1191 code for a protein of 396 amino acids.
AUGAAAACGCUCCUUCUCUUAUUGCUGGUGCUCCUGGACCUGGGACAGGCUCAAGAACCACUUCACAGGGUGCCCCUCAGGAGACUUCAGUCCCUCCGGAAGAAGCUGCGGGCACGGGGCCAGCUCUCUGAGUUCUGGAAAUCCCAGAAUUUGGACAUGAUCCAGUUCACCGAGUCCUGUGCAAGGGACCAGAGUGCCAACGAGCCCCUUGUCAACUACCUGGACAACGAAUACUUUGGCACCAUCUCCAUUGGCUCCCCACCGCAGAACUUCACCGUCAUCUUCGACACUGGCUCCUCCAAUCUCUGGGUCCCUUCUGUGUACUGCACCAGCCCAGCCUGCAAGACACACACCAGGUUCUACCCUUCCCAGUCCAGCACCUACACAGCACUGGGGAACUACUUCUCCAUUCAGUAUGGGACCGGGAGCUUGUCCGGGAUCACCGGAGUCGACCAAGUCUCUGUAGAAGGACUGACUGUGACUGGCCAGAAGUUUGGAGAAAGUGUCACAGAGCCAGGCCAGACCUUUGUGGAUGCAGAGUUUGAUGGAAUUCUGGGCCUGGCAUACCCCUCCUUGGCUGUUGGAGGGGUGACUCCAGUGUUCGACAACAUGAUGGCCCAGAACCUGGUGGGUCUGCCGAUGUUUUCCGUCUACCUGAGCAGUGACUCAGAAGAUGGCUCGAGGAGUGAGCUGACUUUUGGAGGGUAUGACCACUCUCAUUUCUCUGGGAGCCUGAAUUGGGUUCCAGUCACCAAGCAAGGCUAUUGGCAGAUUGCUCUGGAUGAAAUCCAAGUGGGAGGGGCUGUGAUGUUCUGCUCUGAGGGCUGCCAGGCCAUUGUGGACACAGGGACCUCCCUCAUCACUGGUCCUUCUGACAAGAUCAAGCAACUGCAAAAGGCCAUUGGGGCAUCACCCAUGGAUGGCGAGUAUGCUGUGGAGUGUGACAACCUCAACGUCAUGCCCGAUGUCACCUUCGUUAUCAAUGGAGUCUCCUACACCCUCAGCCCAACUGCCUACACCCUGGUGGACGUCGUGGAUGGAAUGCAGUUCUGUGGCAGUGGCUUUCAAGGACUUGACAUCCAGGUCCCAGAUGGGCCCCUCUGGAUCCUGGGAGAUGUCUUCAUACGACAGUUUUACUCGGUCUUUGACCGUGGAGAUAACCGUGUGGGGUUGGCCCCAGCAGUUCCCUAA